CCAGUUUUAUUUGGCUUGUGUUAACAGUAAGUCGUGUGGUCAAUGUGUGGGUUAAGUUAAUAAAUUUCGUGGCGGUUCUAUACACUUUAUAGUCACAUUUUAUGUAACUAAUGUCCAUAUAGAAACAAAUCAAACCGACGCCAUAACAAUGUCAGACAAUACUCAGGAUAUCCUCAAGGAAGCAGCAGCAGCGGCUGCUGUUGGUGGAUCUUUGUUUAGUACAUUUGAUAUAAUUAUGCUUAUAUUUCUAUUCGGAGCGGCUCUUUGGUGGCUUUACAGUUCCAGAAAGGAGAAUAAAAAGGAUGAUUUACUUCUUAGCAAAUAUUCAAUUCAGCCAGCCGGUUCUAUACAAAUUACAGAAAAUUCUUUUAUUAAGAAAUUGCAAUCAUCUGGAAGAAGUCUAGUGGUAUUUUAUGGGUCUCAAACAGGUACCGGGGAAGAGUUCGCAGGGCGAUUAGCCAAAGAGGGUAUACGUUACAAAAUGAAAGGAAUGGUAGCCGACCCUGAAGAGUGUGAUAUGGAGGAAUUAACAAAGCUGAGAGAUAUCGAAAACUCCUUAGCAGUAUUUUGUUUAGCAACAUAUGGUGAAGGAGACCCUACAGAUAACGCUAUGGACUUCUAUGAAUGGUUAAAAAGUGGUGAUCCGGACCUAACAGGACUAAAUUACGCGGUAUUUGGCCUGGGUAAUAAGACAUAUGAACAUUUUAACUCAGUCGCGAUCUAUGUAGACAAGCGUCUAGAAGAACUUGGAGCUACAAGGGUAUUUGAACUUGGUCUCGGAGAUGAUGAUGCUAAUAUUGAAGAUGAUUUCAUCACUUGGAAGGAAAAGUUCUGGCCGGCUGUUUGUGAAAAGUAUAAUAUUGAAAAUACGGGUGAAGAGGAGCUGACACGCCAAUUCCGACUCGUAACACACGCUCCUGAUGAAAUAACUCCCAAUGAAGUUUUUACUGGAGAAAUUGCUCGGUUACAUUCCUUCCAGAAUCAGAGAGUGCCAUUUGAUGCUAAAAAUCCUUUCUUAGCUCAAAUAAUUGUGAAUAAAGAAUUGCACAAAGGUGGUGAUAGGUCGUGUCUGCACAUUGAAUUGGAUAUUUCAAACUCAAAGAUGAGAUAUGAAGCAGGUGAUCAUGUGGCUGUGUAUCCGAUUAACGAUAGAGGUCUAGUAGAACGUCUCGGGGUUUUAACGGGUGCUGAUCUAGAUGAAGUGUUCUCUCUAAUCAACACCGACCAGGAAAGCACUAAGAAGAAUCCAUUCCCAUGCCCCACAUCAUACCGAACUGCACUAUCACAUUACAUUGAAAUAACAGCAUUGCCGAGGACCCAUAUUUUAAGGGAGCUUGCUGAAUACUGUAUGGAAGAUGAGGAUAAGAAUAAGUUACUAUUGAUGGCGACCAACUCUCAAGAGGGGAAGGCUCUGUAUCAGUCAUUUAUAGUGGACUCGUGUAGGAAUAUAGUUCAUAUUCUGGAAGACCUGAAGUCCUGCAAGCCACCGCUGGACCACCUCUGUGAACUGCUGCCUCGCCUCCAACCUAGAUAUUAUUCAAUUUCAUCAAGUCCCAAGUUGUACCCGGAGACUGUUCACGUGACGGCAGUGGUCGUUAAGUACGAGACUCCGACGGGAAGGCUGAAUAAGGGAGUCACCACCACGUGGCUGGCGGAAAACAAACCCGAACCAGGGAAGCCCUUCCCCAGGGUGCCCAUCUACAUAAGGAAGUCGCAGUUCAGGCUGCCCCUCCAGACCCAGACGCCGGUGCUGAUGGUGGGUCCGGGAACGGGGUUGGCUCCCUUCAGAGGUUUUCUACAAGAGCGAUCCCACGCUAGAAUCAAUGGCAAAGAAGUCGGUGACACUAUAUUAUACUUCGGAUGCAGGCAUCGCGACCAGGAUUACAUCUACCAAGAGGAACUGGAAGAGUUCGAGAGGAACGGAGACGUCACGUUACACGUGGCCUUCUCACGCGACCAGCCUAAGAAGGUCUACGUGACGCAUUUGCUGGAGAACAACUUGGAACAGAUAUGGGACGUGAUCGGCAAUAGGAACGGACACUUCUAUAUUUGCGGCGACGCUAAGAACAUGGCGGUGGACGUCCGCAACAUUGUCAUCAAGGCCGUCCAAGAAAAGGGAGGUCGCUCUGAAGCCGAGGCGGUGCAGUUCCUUAAGAAACUGGAAUCCAUGAAGAAAUAUUCAGCCGACGUGUGGAGUUAAAACUACUCGGAUGCGUUUGAUGGAAGUGACGGAUUAAAUAGCAGUACUAUCAAUUGGCGGGUCGCCACCACAAGCCAGACGUUUAUAUUCCGACUCCUCGGCGUGUUCGCUAAGUCCUACGUCAUGCGACCAGAUUCAUUAUCGGGGCCAUCGCGUUAAGCGUCGGUGUUAAUCAAUUACAUUUGACCCUUACAUUAUUAUAAUUCGUGAAACUUGCAUCGAAUAGUUUAUGUUAAGAAGAAUUGUAAUCUGUUUUUAAAAGAAUUUAUGAUAAAUUAAAGGAAAUGUUUUUUUUUUCUUUGAAGUUAUUUAUAUGAUAAAUUAUAUAAACCCGUGUGUGAGAUGCAGACGACGGGGAUACGGCAGCAGCUCGAGCGAGUCACUCAUGACUUUUGCACUUCGUUAUGUUACGAAUAUUUUUUUCUUUUACUACCCGUCACGUUGUCAAUCUCACACUAUGGCCAUUGUUAUUUGUAAAUCUACUAAAUUAUAUACAAAUAUGUCACAAAAAUAAAAAAGUGACAAGUCUCUAAAACGAGAUGUUUGUAUCGGGAAGUCAUUUUAUCUAAACGUGUUAUUGUUGUGUGUAAAUUUCGAAAUGUUAGUGAUUAAAUAUUAUAUAAUAUAAGCGGACUGGGAUAUAUAAGAACACAGUAAUACAUAAUAUUUGAAUAAAUGUUUUAUAUUUAAAA
Danaus plexippus (monarch butterfly) is the source of this 2892-nucleotide messenger RNA. RefSeq names its product NADPH--cytochrome P450 reductase (gene Cpr). NCBI's taxonomy places the organism in Eukaryota, Metazoa, Arthropoda, Insecta, Lepidoptera, Nymphalidae. Gene Ontology annotation, biological process: response to hormone. Gene Ontology annotation, cellular component: cytosol. The transcript has 12 exons. The record is from RefSeq and is a predicted model, not a curated record. Bases 149 to 2200 code for a protein of 683 amino acids. Gene Ontology annotation, molecular function: FMN binding; flavin adenine dinucleotide binding; NADPH-hemoprotein reductase activity.